Drepanopeziza brunnea f. sp. 'multigermtubi' MB_m1 is the source of this 921-nucleotide messenger RNA. The record is from RefSeq and is a predicted model, not a curated record. NCBI's taxonomy places the organism in Eukaryota, Fungi, Ascomycota, Leotiomycetes, Helotiales, Drepanopezizaceae.
AUGUCAUGUCAUGGUGUGGGCAUUGGCACUAUCAUGGACCCAAAACUCAAAGCUCAAGGGAAGUUCCGGACCAGACUCCUGUUUGGCUCGAAAUUGAGGGUGUACAGGUGGUCUUUGUUGGAAGGACGAGGUCGAUCUUACCUACUCACCUUCGCUCACCUCCCAGUCAUGAGGCCAUUACUGGUCGGCGGCCUCUGUGUUUUCCUAUAUAACAAUCAUCACUUCGUCUUUGAUGACCUGAAGCGAACGGCCAAGGCAGAGGGCUGGGCGGUGCCAGCCGACUGUGCAACUUGGGAAGAGGCACUGAGCCAGGACUCCACCACUCAACAAGCGAAGAGGCUGGUAGAUUCUUUCGAACAACCGGUGGAAGUCUUCGGCGCCAAAACCAAGCUAUCCCACGAAGCUGCACGGCUGGCAGUAAAGCAGUACGCACAGCGCAACGAACGCAUGCAUUCCGAAGUCGGUUUACUGCAAUCGAUCGACAAGGACCUGGAGGAUUUGCCAACUAUCCUCCCCGCGGCAAACCUCGGAAGCCAAGAGCCAGCAUGGCGAGAGAUCAUCGCCUAUUACGGAAACGAGUGCUUCGGGACUCAGGAUGCGGUGUCGGCGGUUGGGGAGGACUCAACUGAUGAGCCGGGUAAGGAGACAUCAAGUGAUGAGUCGGUUGAAGAAGCAUCAACCAGUCAAGAGGACGUCGACACCACCAUUCCUCUCGGAGACCUCGCACUCGGUAAUAGCUACGAUGACGAUGACAAUAUCCAAUUAGGCGGAGGGACAUUGCCGAAGCAUGGGGCUGCCACACCCCAUCCCGAUGAGCCUUUCCCUAAGAAUGCCAAAGUGAACGACGGUACGGCGCUUCUCAAGUUUGGAUCGAAAGUUGAUGCAUCCAUAGCCACGGGCAUCAAAAACUACUGGAAUUAG